UUUUCCUCCUUCGGGACCUUCUGGAUUUCUCUAAUGGCUUCUGAUCAUUUCACCGACAAAACCACCGUUUUCAGGAAGCUCAAAGCCAAAUCGGAGAAUAAGAUGUGUUUUGAUUGUAACGCCAAGAAUCCAACAUGGGCGUCGGUAACCUACGGGGUCUUCUUGUGUCUAGAUUGUUCCGCCACGCAUCGUAGUCUCGGUGUUCAUAUCAGUUUCGUUAGGUCAACCAAUUUAGAUUCAUGGUCUCCAGAACAACUAAAAAUGAUGUGGUUGGGGGGAAAUAAUCGUGCUCAGGUCUUCUUCAAGCAGCACGGGUGGAAUGAUGGAGGGAGAAUUGAUGCCAAGUACACCUCAAGGGCAGCUCAGUUAUAUAAACACUUACUUGCAAAAGAAGUUGCAAGACUUUCUGCAGAAGCUAGCUUGCCAUUGUCACCUGCUUCUCCUAAGUCAGCAGAAGCUGCCAUCGGAUCUCCUAACGUCACUCUCAGUGAAACCCCCAAAGAGAGCUCAUCAGCAAAGCAUGACACCAAUGUCUCUGCUCCAGUGAGAGCUCCUCCUAAAAUUCUUACAAGCUCUAUCAAGAAACCUGUUGGUGCUAAAAAAACUGGGAAGACUGGGGGGCUUGGUGCAAGAAAGCUUAGUACCAAGACAAAUGAAAGCUUGUACGACCAGAAGCCCGAAGAACCAGUUGCACAAGUGUCCACCUCAGCAAGUAGUACACCGUCGACCGCAACAACACCUUAUAGCUCCCGUUUUGAGUAUGUAGAUAAUUUCCAUGAUGCAGAGACAGGUCCUCGAGGCAUGAAUUCAAUCAGUCAUGCUGUGCCACCUAAGUCAUCCAGUUUCUUUGCAGAUUAUGGAAUGGACAGUGGUUUUAUGAGAAAAAGUAGCUCAAUGAAAGUACAGGCUCCAGAAACUGAUGAAGCAAGGAAGAAGUUCUCUAAUGCUAAAUCUAUUUCCUCGGUACAAUUUUUUGGUGAUCAGAACAGAGUUAAUAUAGAUAGUGAAGUCGCCUUGCAAAAGUUUUCGGGAUCAGCAGCCAUCUCAAGUGCUGAUCUCUUUGGUCGUGAGUCGCCUAAUUCUAAUAUCGAUCUCAGUGCCAGUGACCUUAUCAACCGGCUAUCUUUCCAGGCACAACAGGAUAUAUCAUCGUUAAAGAACAUUGCAGGAGAAACGGGAAAGAAACUGACUACCCUUGCAUCGUCUCUAAUGAACGACCUUCAAGAUAGGAUCCUGUGAUGCAUUUUGUAUAUGCGUAGGAAUAGAGAGAGGUGGUUACGCGCAAAUAAGGUCUUGAAAUUCUUGAGUCUUUUGAUGUUUUUGGGUUGGUAUGCAUUUUAUGUUUGAUUGAUAUUACUAUUAGUGAUGAUGAUCCCC
Molecule: messenger RNA, 1377 nt
Organism: Cynara cardunculus var. scolymus (artichoke)
Lineage: Eukaryota; Viridiplantae; Streptophyta; Magnoliopsida; Asterales; Asteraceae
Product: probable ADP-ribosylation factor GTPase-activating protein AGD9
Exons: 7
Coding region: 34-1239 (401 amino acids)
Biological process (GO): COPI coating of Golgi vesicle
Molecular function (GO): GTPase activator activity
Source: RefSeq, a predicted model, not a curated record